AGCUGUGUUUCAUUUAUUUUCUUCCGCUUGAAACAGGAAUUCAUUCUUUCCUAAGGACUAGAAAACAACAUUGCCUCACAUCUCAACAUGCCAUGACAACCUUACGUUUGUCUCUUUUGAUUUUAUUUGACAAGAAAUCAUGACGGGGACUAUUCUUAAACUAAACCUAACUGUUGUGGUAUUGUUUUUAAUACGGAGCACUAACGUAUUAGGUUUUUCGUCAGUGAGAGCAGAAGAGAGUGAUGUGCCCUCUGAGCUCUUGCAGUCAGAAGAUGCAGUGCCUGACUUGGAGAACAAUCCCAAGUUUAUAGAGUCUGAAGACCUGGACUCUGUUCCAAAGAGGCAGUUCAAAACGGCAGAGAUUGCAGAUGCUGUGAUGGGGACUGAAACGCCAAUCAGCCCGUCAGACAUUGAGUCACUUUUUCCCAAGAAUGUGAAGGACUUCCAGUCCGGCUUCUCUCCGCCUUGUGAUGAGAGCAGCGCCCAGUCCAUCUCACCGGCUGUGGCUGCUGAUGGGACAUCAAAGGAGGAGAAGGGACCAGAAUCAUCACAGCAGGUCAGUCUUGACAUGGUGCUUGCUGACAUCACUAUAACCAAGGAGCAGAACGUAACAGAGAACGCCAAGACUUACAAGGUAAACUGUGACAAGAGGAACCUCACAGGAAUGGACAACUUCACUGUGCACGUCCUCAACGCUUCACAGGACCUGAUGGAGUUCCUCAAUGCUAACAGUACAGAGUGUUCUGUGGUGCUGUUCUUCACGUCCUGGUGCCAGUUCUCAGCCAGCCUGGCACCUCACUUUAAUGCCCUGCCCCGUGUUUUUCCCAGCAUGCAUUUUCUGGCUUUAGAUGCCUCACAGCACAGCAGUCUCUCCACAAGGUUUGGAACUGUAGCAGUUCCAAACAUCCUGCUGUUUCAGGGAGCCAAGCCCAUGGCCCGCUUUAACCACACCGACAGAACGCUGGAGACGCUCACGUCCUUCAUCAGUAACCAGACAGGGUUUGAAGCUGACCCGAACAGAAAAGUUACAGACGAAGACCGCUUGGGCCCUCUCCCCAGCGUCCCUGUGAAGGGUAUCGACUGGCUGCUGGUCUUCUCCAUCCUUUUCAUCACCGGCUUCUCACUGUACGCCAUCCUGCGCGCAGACAACAUCCGCUGGCUAAUACCUGGACAGGAGCAUGAGCAUCAGGACUGAGAGCACACAGACUACUAACCAAGAAAGAUGUAACAGUUUUGCGUUCUUAGACGUUUGUAAUUUACUCUUGUUUAGAUGUUUGUUUGAAAUAAAACAUUUGAACAGUCUGG
Menidia menidia (Atlantic silverside) is the source of this 1305-nucleotide messenger RNA. NCBI's taxonomy places the organism in Eukaryota, Metazoa, Chordata, Actinopteri, Atheriniformes, Atherinopsidae. The record is from the annotation of a GenBank genome assembly.